CAGCAAGCAUGACUUUUUCCAAUACUGCAUGUUGUCAAGCUUUGCAUCUUCACAUUUCCAUGUCUAGACUCACAUGUAUAGAUGGUCUCGGCCGUGUCACCCCGCCGUGGCUUGUGUUCGGCUAUGACUCAGGCAUCAAUUUUCACUUCACAGGUUGCUAGCUAUCAAGAGAACUCUAGAACUAAUCCUGCACCCAUUGACUGUCAUCUACCAUGUCGUUGACCAAUGCCACUCCUCUCGAAGUCGCGCGUGCUGCGCGUCUGGGUUCGCGACAACUGGCUGUGCUUCCGGUGCAAGCCCGUAAUGAUGCAUUGACAGCCAUCCACGACGCUCUGGCCGCUGGCAAGGAUGACAUCCUCGCUGCAAAUCAUCGUGACCUUACUGCAGCGACCAAGGCUGCAGAAGGUGGUCAGUUGAGCCAAAGUCUGGUCAAGAGACUAGAUCUGGGCAAGAAGGGCAAGUUUGAGGACAUGCUACAGGGCAUCCUUGACGUUCGAGGUCUUGAGGAUCCGAAUGGCAAGGUCCAACAGAAGCUGCUACUCGAUGAUGGGCUUAUACUCGAGCGCAAGUCCUGUCCUAUUGGUGUGCUGCUUAUUAUCUUUGAGGCUCGUCCGGAGGUCAUUGCAAAUAUUGCUUCUCUGGCCAUCAAGUCUGGAAAUGCAGCCAUCUUGAAAGGCGGCAAGGAAUCUACAGAGUCAUUCAAAACCAUCUCGAGUCUCAUAUCUAACGCGCUGGCCAAGACGCAAGUGCCACAAGAUUGCCUUCAAUUAGUACAGACGCAUGAUGUCAUUGGUGAACUAUUAAAGCUCGAUCAAUACAUAGAUCUGGUCAUUCCUCGCGGCGGCAAUAAACUAGUCGUCACUAUUAAGAAUAGCACUUCUAUACCGGUGCUUGGCCACGCUGAUGGACUAUGCUCCAUCUAUGUUCGACACGAUAGUCCUGUCGACGUCGCCGUCAAGGUCAUUGUAGAUUCCAAGACAAGCUAUCCGGCUGCCUGCAACGCAGUAGAGACUCUGCUGGUCGAUGCAGAUGCUCUAGAAACAACACUUCCCAAAGUCGCAGAGGCCCUUCUUGCCGAAGGUGUUUCACUCCGUUGUGAUGGCCAGUCCAAGACAGCUCUUACUUCCAAACUCGAUCAGCACAAUGCGGCCAUGAUACAAGAUGCCACAGAGGAAGACUUCCGAACAGAGUUCCUCGACCUAACACUCGCAGUCAAGACGAUACCAGCGACUUCAAACGCCGGAGAAGCACUGGACUUGGCAAUUGCUCAUAUAAACGAACACUCGUCCCACCACACCGAUGCCAUCUUGACUCAAUCAGAAAGCAUGGCGCGACGCUUCCAGGCGGGAGUCGACAGUUCGUCCGUGUACUGGAAUGCAAGCACGCGGUUUGCCGAUGGCCAGAGAUACGGCUUCGGCACGGAAGUUGGCAUCAGCACAAACAAGAUUCACUCUCGAGGGCCUGUCGGUCUGGACGGUCUGAUGAUAUACAAAUGGCUGAUUGAUGGCACUGGCCAAGUGACCAAGGACUACGGAUCUGGUGGUACGCGGCAAUUCAAGCAUCAGCAGAUUCCCGUGGGGCACGAGGUGGCAGAAGGCAUGGCCCGCAACGCCGAGGAAUUGGAAUUGUUGAAGAACUUCCGAGCGCAGGGACCGAACGGACAUUCAUAAUGCGUUGUCAUAAUUGUAGCAGCAGCUCGUGGUCGUUUAUUGCAGAAAAGCAUAAUGCGGAAUCGAGUCAGUGUUUACUAAUUAAUACCUUAUAAUACCCGGACGGAUAAGCUAAGACUACCG
Messenger RNA from Pseudovirgaria hyperparasitica, 1793 nucleotides. RefSeq names its product gamma-glutamyl phosphate reductase. The transcript has 2 exons. The coding region runs from base 213 to 1670 and encodes 485 amino acids. Gene Ontology annotation, molecular function: glutamate-5-semialdehyde dehydrogenase (NADP+) activity. Lineage: Eukaryota; Fungi; Ascomycota; Dothideomycetes; Acrospermales; Acrospermaceae. The record is from RefSeq and is a predicted model, not a curated record.